This is a messenger RNA of Fonsecaea erecta, 1470 nucleotides long. RefSeq lists its product as hypothetical. Bases 1 to 1470 code for a protein of 489 amino acids. Gene Ontology annotation, molecular function: monooxygenase activity; heme binding; oxidoreductase activity, acting on paired donors, with incorporation or reduction of molecular oxygen. The transcript has 8 exons. NCBI's taxonomy places the organism in Eukaryota, Fungi, Ascomycota, Eurotiomycetes, Chaetothyriales, Herpotrichiellaceae. The record is from RefSeq and is a predicted model, not a curated record.
AUGGGGUUACAAUACUUGAUACUGUAUGGCGUAGGGCUGUGUCUAGCCACUAUUGUCAUCAAGGCCAUCUACAGGUUGACACUACACCCUUUGGCGCGAUUUCCAGGUCCCAAAAUUGCCGCAAUCACCAAUCUGUAUGCGGUGAACCACGAUCUGAUAUCCCAGGACUCACUCGUCAAGCAUCUAAAAACACUUCACGAUAAAUAUGGACCCAUCGCUGACGAUGUCAGUGUGUUCAAAUCUGGCUCCGAUUUCAAUCGUCCUCCGGAGUUCUACAAUGCUCCGCAAGUCGAGGGCUCUUUUCUCAACAUCAGCGAUGGACGAGUUGCGAAACCCCACCGUGAUCUCUUCGUGCAAGCAUUCUCUAAGGCCCAGAUCAACGGGCUGGAGCCACUCAUUCAUAAGAAGAUCGCGCUUUUCCUGCACCGCUUGAAAGCCGAAUCAGACGAGAAUCGCAGCAUCAACCUCGACUUGGCUCUGAACUGUCUGACCGCCGAUGUCACCAUGUAUUAUUGCUACCAAAUGAGCCUUGAUCUUCUUGAUGCUCCCAGCUUCCGCCCUAAAUUGAUUGUCGAGCUACAUGAUUUCGCACCAAUAGUACCAUUCUUCUGGUAUUUCCCCAACAUCGGCAAUAUCAUGAACAAGGUGAUUUUCUCAAUGCUGCCCCACAAGGUCGUGAAGACUUGUUUCCCCGCCGCUGCGUCCAUGAAAGACAUGAUGGCUCAAUGUCGAGCGCUGAUCACCUCCCUGGCUCAAGCACCAGCCGACUCGAAGGAGGUGACAUCGUCGAUCUUCCGUACUGCCCUCAAUCCAAACAGGGAAAAAGGGCAGUACAUCGCGACUCCAAACGAGCUCGCCGCGGAUGCCGUGCUCAUGUUCCUCGCUGGAACUGAUACCACUGCCCACGCGCUCACGUUCGGCAUCUGGGAAAUGAUGAAGAGACCCGAGCUUUGGGCACGAUUACGACAGGAAGUCGUUACGAUCCUCCCAGACACCAAGAACCUUGCGUCAGUGAGGGAUCUGGAGAACUUACCCUUUCUUCGAGCCGUGAUCAAGGAGUCACUUCGAUUCUCCAUGGGGACGUCUGCACGUCUUCCUCGCGUGGUACCACGCAAUGGUGCCGUCCUUUGCGGCGAAAAUAUCGCUCCUGGGACUCGCGUUUCUUUCUCGCACUACGUGUACAACAACGACCCAGCGAUAUUCCCAGAUCCGUACUCGUUCCGCCCUGAACGAUGGCUCGGAAGCAAUGUGGAUGAGCUGGAGAGUCAUAUGGUCAGCUUUUCGCGAGGAAGUCGCAACUGUAUAGGAAUGAACUUGGCGUAUGCCGAACUUCAUGCUACAUUUGCCCAUCUAGUUCGCAGGUUUGAUAUAUCGAACGACGGUACCACGGAUGAGAUGAUGGAGUGGACCGAUGCAUUUACGCCACGAUUCAGGGGCCAGCUCAAUGUGAAAUUGCGGGCCAUUGACUAA